Epinephelus fuscoguttatus (brown-marbled grouper) is the source of this 2176-nucleotide messenger RNA. Its product is annotated as FYN-binding protein 1-like. Gene Ontology annotation, cellular component: plasma membrane. NCBI's taxonomy places the organism in Eukaryota, Metazoa, Chordata, Actinopteri, Perciformes, Serranidae. The record is from RefSeq and is a predicted model, not a curated record. The transcript has 11 exons. Bases 135 to 1577 code for a protein of 480 amino acids. Gene Ontology annotation, biological process: integrin-mediated signaling pathway; protein localization to plasma membrane.
CUUCCUUUAUAGGUGGAGCAUUUUGUUGGAGAACAGCUAUAUCACACAGCCUCUGGCCACACAGAUCUACACAGAACUCCAUACCAGAAUCAAAGAUCGAGUGAGUGGAAAGGCAGUCAUACAUCUGAGGAUUGAUGGCUCAGUUCAACACAAGUAGCGGCUCUGUGCCAGAUGCUUCCUAUAAAUAUUCACUCCGACAAAAGCAGUGCGCUUUAUCCUGUGUUGCAGAAAAAAUAGCUGCCUUCGAGGGGAAUCUAUCAGGUGUUUUCAACACAACCAGCAGCACACAUGCGCACAUGCGCACACAUGUAGGUAUGAAAUCUGCAGUGAAAACAAAUACUGAUAUUUCCCACAAGAACAGUGUCACUCUUGCUUCCACCAUGGCAAGGCCAAUUUAUUGCAACAGAAAGGAGAUUACAGUAAUGCUGAAACCAGAGACCCGGGAAUCAGAUGUGCCAUCCUUCCCCAAAGUGCGCCAGAGCACCAAACAGUCACUGGCACAGCAAGACAUGCUUACCAAAGAGCAACGUUUGAUUAAGGGCAAUGUUAGGGUGGAAUACACCAUCAGCUCUAAACUCCCCAAACUUUAUGAAAUGCAGAAACCUAACUACAUAAGUACACGGGGACCCCGAAAUAAACUCCAAAUAGGCAGCGUUGACCCCUCUGUUACUAAGACUGUGCUUGUUCUGGGAAGCCCUCCGACGAAGCCUAAAAGGCCUCCAAGUGUUGACAUUCAUCGAUUCAGAAGGAAUCUUAAAUGUUUAAAUAAAGGACCGGGGAUGAAGAUGCCACCUUCUGCUGUUCCCUCACAUCUGCAUCCAUCUCCAUCAUUCAAUCAUGCAGCUGCUUUGAGUCAACAGUUGGACAUGGAUGAGAGCUAUGAAAAUGUUGGCAUCAAGAAGCCUCCGCCACUCCCCCUUCAAGAACAUCCUUCAAAGAGGACAGAGUCUCCACAGGUAGAUUUGAGUGAUGGCAGGAUGGAACAAGCAGAGAAAUCUAAAAAACACCAAAAAAGUAAACAUGGAAAAGAUGACGCAAACCACGGCAAAGUCACAAAGAAGAAAGAGGCAGAGCCAAAAGGAACCAUCAACCCAAAAGAAAUAAAACAUCAUGAAAGAAAGGCUAAGAAAGAGAAGAAAGAGAAGAAAAAGAAGUUCAAGAUCAAAGGACCUAUUCACACAGUCAAGAAGGGGAAGGCACUCGAUUGUAAAGGAGCAAAAUCAGACUUGUCUCUGAAUCAAGCAGAAAUCACUGAAGUGGUCCAAAAUACAGAUGUCUCUGUGAUGACUGAGGCUGUCACUACAGGCCUGGAUGAUUUAAACGUGAAUGAGGAGACUCGGAUGUACUGGUCUGAAGCAGACGUUUAUGAUGACAUUGGGGCGCUAGAUGUGUGUCGAGCAGUUGGAGAGAAUGAUCUUUAUGUCGCUAUGGAUUAUCAAGACACAAGGUUGUACUGGUUUUGUAUUUGUUUUCAAUGGGUGGGUCAGACUUGGAUAUUCAUAAAUGUAGAAAUCUCAGUUGGUGCUAUGAGAUCUGUGUUUAACCAAAAAAUUAAGAUAUUUUCUUUAAAGGAAUGACGUAUUGGGUCAAAUUAAAGGUGUAGUGUGUAGGAUUUAGUGGCAUCUAGCACUGAGGUUGCAGAACCAAACCUUCUCCUCUGUGCCAAGAGUGUAGGAGAACUAUGGUGGCUGACGUGAAAACGGGAAUCACCCUGUCUAGAGCCAGAGUUUGGUUUUGUCCAUUCUUUGCUACUGUAGAACAACAUGGCGUUCGCUGUGGAAGAGGAUGUAUGUAGAAAGAUAUGCACGAUAUGCUCAUUCUAAGGUAACCAAAACACGGGGAUUCUCAUUUUCAGGUGAUUAUACACUUAAAAAGCAUAAAUAGGAAUAUUAUGUAGCCUACAGUUUCUGCCAAUUAAUGCCCAUAAUGCUACACACUGGAUCUUUAAUAAAUGCACAGGAAAAACAACAAUUUACACCCUUAAUACUUUUAACAGUGCAAGUAUCACUAUUUCAAAUAGAGAAGUCCUUUUCCAGUCCACUUCCACUGUUUGACAGUGUAGAUUGUUGUGUAUAGACGACACCUAGUGGUUAACAUGAUUAUCACCACCAUCAUAAACUGCUGCCAUGGUCAGCUGCCAUGCUGAAACCUUGAAAAAAAAAUCAGUGUAAAGUAA